AUGUUGCGGACCUUCCGCCUGGACAGGGCAGCGGCCCCUGCCUGGCCGCGAGCGGGCAUGGCUCGGUUGCUGAAUCAGGCGGAGAAUGGAGGCUUCGACGAAGAUUCCAACGAAGUAGCUGAGGGCAUUUCCUACGAGGAAUUUGCCGCUCACUGGCAGACCGACCCUCUCCGCUGCUGGGAGGCUGUUUCUCGCAUUUACACUGACCUGGAAGCAAAGGCUAUCCUGCGCCGCGACGAAGCGACCCUCCUGAACGAGCAGCUCAUCGAGAUCCAAAAUGAAGUUGAUACCCUCAAAGACCAAGAUGAGAUUAGCGAGAUUAAGCGAGUUCUGCCAGAAGCUUAUCACGACCUCGCAGAUGAGUUGCUCCCACUACUGUUUGAAGGAGAUAUAAGUCCGGGGAUCCUGAUCAUAACUCUCUCGGCAAACCACUGCUCCGUUGCACCUUUGCGGCUGUGGGCAACAUCUGCCCUCGUUUCUGCUAUUGCAGGAGACAAUUUUACUACGGCUUCUGGUGUGAUCAACAAAGCUCCGGCAAGCAGUUACAGGAAGAACCGAGAACCGCGUACAAUCCGCAUGGACUCAUCAAACACGAUUGGCGCUGAUAUCCCGCCACUCCAGCGGAAGAUGGUUGAGCUAAAAUUCAAUGACCUCGAAGCCGACGAAUACAAGGCAUUCUCGCUGGCUCACAAGCGCGGACCGUUCAUCAAGAGUCUGCCCGAUCCGAACAAAUACGUCUAG
Molecule: messenger RNA, 741 nt
Organism: Aspergillus novofumigatus IBT 16806
Lineage: Eukaryota; Fungi; Ascomycota; Eurotiomycetes; Eurotiales; Aspergillaceae
Exons: 2
Coding region: 1-741 (246 amino acids)
Source: RefSeq, a predicted model, not a curated record